Messenger RNA from Iphiclides podalirius (scarce swallowtail), 1506 nucleotides. The record is from the annotation of a GenBank genome assembly. Lineage: Eukaryota; Metazoa; Arthropoda; Insecta; Lepidoptera; Papilionidae.
AUGUUGCGAACGAUCAUUGUGCGAAAUCAAGUAUUAAGCGACAGCUUAAAAAAAGCUGUUCGUGUUAAUGUUACGAGAUGCAUCAGCUCGGAAUUGGCAAGAAGGAAAAAUUGCAAUAAGUUAUUUAAGUUGGAGUCCAAGAGAGAGAUAUUAUUAACACCACAAUGGAAACCCCAAAUCCGUUAUUAUUCAGAUCUGCCAAGCCACAUCAAAGUAAACCUCCCUGCACUAUCCCCAACUAUGGAAAGUGGAUCUAUUGUGCGAUGGGAAAAGAAAGAAGGAGAUAAACUUAGUGAAGGUGAUCUGCUAUGUGAGAUUGAGACGGAUAAAGCAACUAUGGGCUUUGAAACACCUGAAGAAGGUUACUUAGCAAAAAUCCUCAUUCCUGAAGGCACGAAGGGUGUCCCAGUAGGAAAACUCCUUUGUAUCAUAGUGGAAAGUCAAGCUGAGGUUGCUGCAUUUAAAGACUUCAAAGAUGAUUCUAGUGGAGCUCCAGUAAAACCAACACCCCCAAAAGCACAAACUGACUCAUCGGCACCUGCUGCGGCUGCUCCACCACCUUCCGCCCCCGCAGCACCCGCCCCCACCCCUGCAGCAGCUCCCACACCUGCCCCUGUGGCCCCCGCAGCUGAAGGCAGAACCUAUGCGAGCCCUAUGGCACGCAGGCUCGCUGAGUUAAGGAAUAUACGACUUGGUGGCCAGGGCUCUGGAUUGUAUGGGUCACUAAAGAGUGGUGACCUCGCAGGGGCCGCUGCAGCCCCAGCACCGUCUACGGCAGCUCCAGCAGUUGCACCAGCUCCAGGGGCCACCUUUGUCGAUAUUCCUUUGUCUGGAAUGCGUGAAACAAUCGCCAAGCGCUUAUCAGCUGCUAAGCAGACUAUACCUCACUAUCAGCUGAGCGCUACCGUUAACAUUGAGAAGACUUUGAAAAUGAGAAAGUUUAUCAAUGAGCGUUUGGAGAAGGAGAAACAAGAUGCUAAGAUUUCCGUUAACGAUUUUAUUAUAAAAGCAGUAGCAUCUGCCUGCAAGCGGGUACCAACUGUCAACUCGCAUUGGAUGGAGACCUCUAUCAGACAGUUCUCUAAUGUAGAUGUAAGUGUAGCAGUAGCAACACCAACUGGCCUUAUAACCCCAAUAAUAUUUAAUGCUGACUCCCGUGGGAUUAUUGAUAUCUCAAAGAAUAUUAAAGAGCUUGCUCAGAAGGCAAAGGAUGGCAAGUUGCAGCCACAAGAAUAUCAAGGGGGCACUGUAACGGUAUCAAAUUUGGGAAUGUAUGGUAUAACAAUGUUCAAUGCCAUCAUCAAUCCUCCUCAAUCAUUAAUACUGGCGUGUGGAGGCUUACAGGAUUUGGUUAUCCCUGAUCCAAAUGAACCACAAGGAUUCCGGGUUGCAAAAUUCGUGACUUUCACUGCCUCUGCUGACCAUAGAGUAAUUGAUGGAGCGGUUGGUGCCCAAUGGAUGAAGGUUCUGAAGGACAAUCUUGAAGAUCCAGCCAAUAUGAUCCUU